AACAUGGCGCUUGUCCCCUGCCAGGUGCUGCGGGUGGCCAUCCUGCUGUCCUACUGCUCUAUCCUGUGCAACUAUAAGGCCAUCGAAAUGCCCUCGCAUAAGACCUACGGAGGGAGCUGGAAGUUCCUGACGUUCAUUGAUCUGGUGAUCCAGGCUGUCUUUUUUGGCAUCUGCGUGCUGACUGACCUUUCCAGCCUUCUGACGAGAGGAAGUGGGAACCAAGAGCAGGAGAGGCAACUCAAGAAGCUCAUCUCUCUCCGGGACUGGAUGUUGGCCGUGUUGGCCUUUCCUGUGGGGGUUUUCGUCGUGGCGGUGUUCUGGAUCAUUUACGCCUAUGACAGAGAAAUGAUAUACCCGAAGUUGCUUGAUAACUUUAUCCCAGGGUGGCUGAAUCACGGAAUGCACACGACGGUUUUGCCCUUUAUAUUAAUCGAGAUGAGGACGUCGCACCAUCAGUAUCCCAGCAGGAGCAGCGGACUCACCGCCAUAUGCACCUUCUCUGUUGGCUAUAUAUUAUGGGUGUGCUGGGUGCAUCACGUAACAGGCAUGUGGGUGUACCCUUUCCUGGAACACAUUGGCCCUGGAGCCAGAAUCAUCUUCUUUGGGUCUACAACCAUCCUAAUGAACUUUAUGUACCUGCUGGGAGAAGUUCUGAACAACUAUAUCUGGGAUACACAGAAAGGUAUGGAAGAAGAGAAAGAGAAGCCUAAAUUGGAAUGAAAUCCAAGUCUAAAUGGAAGAGCUGGAUUGAGCACUAUUGAAGACUUGUUACCCCCGACCCCACCCCACCAGGCAUUGGAAGCAGUGCCAUCACCCACCUACCCUGGAAGAGGACACCUUUUAUAUGCAAAUAUGUAUAAAAAUUCCAAAAUAACUCAUCCUCAUUGUGUUUUAAAGAAUUAUUCCCCCCUUUUCUAUGUUUUAAAACCAAAAUUGGUCGUUGUUAAUUAUUUUGUAAUUAUUACUCCAUCUAAUCAAAAAAUAAUAAAAAUCCUAUUAUGCUUCUUGUUAAAAAUAUGUUAAAGUCAAAGAAGCAGACACAGAGCAAAGAUUUGGGGCAUUUAUCCCUAAAGGUGGCUGGAACCAUGAAUUUAGGCCACCAUGUGGGCCCAAGGGGUAGAUGGGUCCAUGUUUUCCUAUUGCAAUAAUGUCACAGUUGCCUGAAAUAGGCAAUGUUAAUAAAAUGCCGUCAAUUUUAGUCAAAACCCUAAAUGUAUUUGGAUCUCCUGAUUGAAUUGUGUGAAACUUUUCCUAGAUUCAAACUUGAAUAAAGACCAAACAACUCCAAA
This is a messenger RNA of Otolemur garnettii (small-eared galago), 1289 nucleotides long. It is a transcript of the gene AIG1, whose product is annotated as androgen induced 1. NCBI's taxonomy places the organism in Eukaryota, Metazoa, Chordata, Mammalia, Primates, Galagidae. Gene Ontology annotation, cellular component: endomembrane system; membrane. The transcript has 6 exons. The record is from RefSeq and is a predicted model, not a curated record. The coding region runs from base 4 to 720 and encodes 238 amino acids.